Molecule: messenger RNA, 3352 nt
Organism: Echinops telfairi (small Madagascar hedgehog)
Lineage: Eukaryota; Metazoa; Chordata; Mammalia; Afrosoricida; Tenrecidae
Product: zinc finger protein 234-like
Exons: 7
Coding region: 290-2614 (774 amino acids)
Biological process (GO): regulation of DNA-templated transcription
Source: RefSeq, a predicted model, not a curated record
GCCGUGUUUUCCCUCGUGGUGGCGAUCCCUGCAGUGGCGCGAGCCCCUUCCCAAACUUUCGGGGGGCCUGCGUCUGCAGCCCCCGGGACGUCGGCCGGGCCUGGCGUGCAGGGGGAGAAGUCGCGGCGGACGCGGAGGAAGUCAAUUGCGACUCAUUAGCGAGUCUGUAGAACUGCGUUUGUUUGGACUCCGAGGCUGCAAAUCUUCUCCCGAGCAGAGCUGACCGCCUCAUCUUUCUCCCCGGGAGAGGCUGAUGGUUUCGAACCGCGGAUCUUGAGGGUCUUCCUGGAUGCACCCUGGAGUGACUCCUGCCGGAUUCCAUUUCUUUGCUCUUUACCUGCCGCCUCAGGGAUGUAGUCAGAGCGCCCCCUGCAGUGGAGGACUCACUCUGAAUCCUGCUGGAGGUUGGAUGUUCCUGGGUCCCUCUGACCUCUCUCCUGAGGAAGGAGGAGGCUGCUGCUGGCAGCCCCCGCUUCUCAGAAAGGACGGCUCUGAGGUGGAGACAGCGACUCCUGGACUCCUGGUGGAGAACCCCAGAUCGACGUCCCCAGGACUGUGCUGCUCAGGGCUCUGCGCGUCUCCAGAAGUAGGAGGGAAAAUGAGCACGUUCCUGGGAUCAAUGACGUUCAAGGACGUGGCCGUGGUCUUCACAGAGGAGGAGCAGGAACUGCUGGACUCCACUCAGAAGAAGCUGCACCAAGAUGUGAUGGUGGAGAACUUCCGGAACCUGAUGGCAGUAGGAGGCACGAUCCCAAGGGAUUUGGAGACGGUUACACAAGCAGGAGUACACGAGGAUGUGUCCAAUUCAAAUAUCUGGCAACACAUUUCAGUGGACUUAGCCAGGUGUCAAGAUUUGAUGAUCAAUAAGUCCCAGUUGUGUAAACAAGAUGAUUCACCCUCUCCAGUUACAGGAGGAAUAUCACAUUUUCUUACUGGAGAGAAACCUUACCAGUUUAAUGGGUGUGUGGAAACCUUCAACUGUGUCUCCAGCUGUGCCCUUCACUGUUUACACUCAGGGGAGCAGAUUCACCCCUACAGUAAGUGUGGAAAUCCCUUCAUUAACAUCACAGGUCUUCUUAACCACCGGAGGCUUCCCAGAGGAAAGAAGUACAGUAAACCUGAUGAGUGUCGUAAGGAAGUUAGUAAGGGCUCACUUCUGCAAAGUCGCAUGAAUGACCACACUAUAGAGAAGCCACACAAAUGUGAGGAAUGUGGGAAACAUUUCAGGCAUAAAACAACGCUCAGCGUUCAUUGCCGGAGCCACACAGGAGCAAAACCUUAUGCUUGUGAGGAAUGUGGGCAGAAUUUUGUUUCUCUUUUGCGUUUUCAAGAACACCAGAAAAUCCACACUGGUGAUAGACGAUUCGAAUGUGAUACACGUGGUAAGAACUUUUGUCAUAAAGGAGAGCUUAAUACUCACUGCAAAGUCCACGUGAGAGCGAAACCUUAUAAAUGUGAGGAAUGUGGGAAGGGCUUCAGUCACAGAGCAGAUCUUCAGAUUCACUACAGAAUCCACAUGGUCGACAAUCCAAAUAACUGUGGGAAAAGUUUCGAGUUCCCUGCCCUUCUGCCCCAUCAGAGAGUGCACAGUGGGAAAAAGCCAUUCCAAUGUGAAGAGUGUGUGAAGUCCUUCAGCAGCAGAUCAAAACUUCAGAUUCAUUGUCGAAUCCACACAGGAGAGAAAUCUUAUAAUUGUGAGGCGUGUGGAAAGGGCUUCAGGCAGGCUGCACACCUCAUGACUCAUCAGAAAGUCCACAGUGGAGAAAAACCGUUCGUUUGUGAAGAGUGUGGGAAGUACUUCCGUAGUAGACCCAUUCUUCAAGUUCAUUAUAGAAUCCACACUGGAGAGAAGCCCUAUAAAUGUGAGGGUUGUGGGAGGGGCUUCAGGCAGGCCUCACACCUUUUGUCCCAUGAGAGAGUUCAUAGUGGAGAAAAGCCUUUCAAAUGUGAAGAGUGUGGGAAGUUCUUCAGCAGCAGAUCAAAUCUUCAAACUCACCAUAGGAUCCACACAGGAGAGAAACCCUAUAACUGUGAGGAGUGUGGGAAGGGCUUCAGGGUUGCGUCACAACUUUCCACCCAUCACAGAGUCCACAGUGGAGAAAAGCCAUUCAAGUGUGAAGUGUGCGGGAAAUAUUUUAGAACUAGAGGAUAUCUUCAGAUGCACUGCAGAGUCCACACGGGAGAGAAACCUUACAGUUGUGAGGAGUGUGGGAAAGGCUUCAGGCAGGCUGCUCAUCUUUUGACCCAUCAGAGAGUUCACAGUGGAGAAAAGCCCUUUAAAUGCAAAGAGUGCGGGAAGAGUUUCUGUCAGAUUUCACACCUUCAAGCCCAUCAGAGAGUCCAUAAUGAAGAAAAGCCGUUUAAGUGUGAACAGUGUGGAAAGGGCUUCAAGUGGAGUUUGAAUCUUGACAUGCAUCAGAGGGUCCACACAGGAGAGAAACCAUAUAAGUGUGGGAAGUGUGGGAAGUACUUCAGUUAUGCCUCAAGUCUUCAACAUCAUGAGCGAAUUCAUACAGGAGAGAAACCAUACAGAUGUGACGUGUGCGGUAAAGUCUUCACUCGACCUUCACAACUAUAUUCUCACCGGCGAGUUCACAUUGGAAAGAAACGUUAGUGGUGUGAGAUUGAGUUUAAGCACUUAAAUUGGAGAUCAAAUGUGAUAAAUGACAUAAGUCAUGCUGGUAGUGAAUUCUCUGGAAAUGAUAAUAUUGCUAAGGACUCAGAGAAUCGUCACGGGAAACAAUUCUACAAAGUGAAAAAAAUAUUUUUUUUAAAGUGAAGAAUUUUAUAACAAGUGCAACCUUAAGGAUCCCUGGUUGUGCUGUGGGCUAAGCAUUGACUGCUACCCACAAAGUUGGUCACUCAAUUCCACCAACUGCUCACUGGGAGAAAGAUGCUGUCUGCUCCCAUGUACCGUCUUGGAAAUUCUACUUAAGUUCUGUAUGAGUCAUCAUCCACUCAAUGGCGUUGGGUUAGAUUUAUGUGCCACCUAGGUUGAUGAAAUUAUCGGAGCUCAGAAAACAUUGGAGUAAUAGUCUGCUGUUCAGCCAAACUCCUAUCAGGGAACCCUUAUAAGUGGUGCAGCAAGGGCUUCAGUUAGCACUUUGGGAUUUAUUGGAUAUUAUUCAAGACCUAAGCCUUGGGAAGAAUAAGAGCUAGCUCUUGCCUUUAACAGAAGCAUAAUGAUGGGAAUACCAAAAGUAUUAUGCACUAGAACGUAAACUCCAUGAGGUAGGAACUGUGCUGUAGAAUCUUUGUCGGUUUUUUUCAAUGUUCUCGUCUUAAAUAGGGACGAUGUAUAAUAACUAAAUAUUUUUAUCCAGAAUGCCAAUAAAAAUUAAUAUUCAGAGAA